CAGUUGACCACCUAUCCAUCUGUAAACCGCUACCCAAAGGUUCUUGACGCCCUCUUUCCUAAUGCCGCAGCUGCCAUGCAAAAUAUAUUAAAGUUUGCGUCUGAUUCUUUAGAAGAGCGUGCUAAUGAAAAGGUGACUGGUAGACGGGACUUCACACAACUCAUGUUGGAAGCCAUCAAUUCUACAAAUGGAAAUGAUCGCCUAACUUCAGAAGAAGGCCAUGUCACAUCCGUUAUGUUGGUUAUAACCGGUACCGUAACCACAAGCACUAUGCUAACAUUCAUUACCUAUGUUGUGAGCAAGCAUCCAGAUGUGAAGGAAAAGCUAUUCAAAGAGCUGAUCAAUGCAAUGCCGGAAAAGGAUACAACUAUCAGCUACAAGCAUGCUCGCAAAGAUUGCCUCCCUUACCUAUGGGCCAUAAUUAUGGAAGUCAGUCGAAUGUAUCCAGCUAUUCCUGGCGGCUUACCUAGAUUGACGCCUGAUGGAGGCGACAUCAUUGCAGGUCAAUUCAUUCCAGGGGGAACCGUUGUGGAUGUGCCUAUUUGGUCUAUCCAUUACGAUGCCAGAGUGUUUAAGGAUCCUUUCGAGUUUAAGCCAGAAAGAUGGUUAGGCGAGGAUGUUGAAAAUUUGAUGAAAUACAAUGUGGUGUUUUCGGCUGGUCCCCGCAUGUGCGCUGGUAAAAACCUGGCUAUGAUGGAGAUGACUCUAGCACUUGCUCAUCUCUAUCGGCGAUAUGGCGUUUCCUUGGUGGAGCCGGAGGAAGAUAUGGAGAUAACUCAGCAGUUCGGACUCUUACCCGCUUCUAGGCAGAUGAAUGUGUACAUCAAGAGCAGGGAUCAUUGAGAUGGACUAAGAAAGUUUCUGCUUGCGAGUGAUGUGAACGACCGCCACAGCUACAGAC
Molecule: messenger RNA, 901 nt
Organism: Umbelopsis ramanniana AG
Lineage: Eukaryota; Fungi; Mucoromycota; Umbelopsidomycetes; Umbelopsidales; Umbelopsidaceae
Exons: 6
Coding region: 76-843 (255 amino acids)
Molecular function (GO): oxidoreductase activity, acting on paired donors, with incorporation or reduction of molecular oxygen; heme binding; iron ion binding
Source: RefSeq, a predicted model, not a curated record